AUGCUCCCCCGCUGCCACAGCCUGCGUGUGCUCCAUGUCUGCCCGCCAAACCGAGGCUUCCUGGCCGCCAACUCCCGUACCUCAAUCCGGUCCUUUCGGUCCCAAAGUCUGGAGGGACUGGCCUGCACACCCACUGCGAUGGCGCGCACAACGCCCACACGUGUGUGUGCUCUCUCUCUCUCUCUCUCUCUCUCUCUCUCUCUGUCUCUCUCUGUGUCUCUGUGUCUCUCUCUCUCUCUCUCUCUCUCUCUCUCUCUCUCUCUCUCUCUCUCUCUCUCUCUCUCUCUCUCUCUCUCUCUACUGAAUUUGUGA
Molecule: messenger RNA, 312 nt
Organism: Monosiga brevicollis MX1
Lineage: Eukaryota; Choanoflagellata; Craspedida; Salpingoecidae
Exons: 1
Coding region: 1-312 (103 amino acids)
Source: RefSeq, a predicted model, not a curated record